AAAAAAUAAAAAAAACAUCCUCCUUUGAUCAGAAUGGUAUUUGAAACUCAUGAUGUCCUUAAAUAUUUAACCGACAUGGAAACUAAAUUGAAUAUUGGCAAAGCAACAACAACAACAAGAUCCCCAUUACAUGAGUUAUUUAAUACUACUACGAAUAAGAAUAAUAAUUCACAAGAGGAUCGAUUAUUACGUCAUAAAUUAUGCAAUACGGAUCAGUUCUAUUCCAGGCAAACUAUAGAAUCCAUAGAUCCAAAUUUGAUUCAAUCCACAAAUGAAUUUACUCAUUUACCAGAUCAUUUAAAGAUGAUUAUAAAUAAAACAUGGAAAACAUAUUAUGAUCAAGAGAAUAAUGAAAAUCAUAUACCGAAUCUAACGAAAACAUCAGCUGUAUGUACAUGUCAAGCGAAUAUAUUAAUGAAUGAUUCAAUAUAUUUCCCAAAAUGUUCAACAACACCAACAACAAGUCAUGAGUCAAGUUUAGAAAUCAAUCAAUUGAUGAAGAAGAUACCAAAAAUGACGAAAUUACGACCAAGACCAUUAUUAAGACAAAAAGAAAAUGAUGAACAUUAUAUGACAUCAUCAUUAUCAUCAAAUAGUAUUGUGAUUACUUCAAAGACAGUCACUAGUUCUAAUGAAUUACAAUCUAUCACUAAUACACAUAGACCAAUGCAAGUACAUAUGCGUUAUCCAAUACCACGUAAACAAGAUGCUAUUUAUAAUGCAAGAUAUAAAACGCAACCAUGUUUACAUUAUCAAAAAUAUAAACAUUGUCCACUUGGUGAUAAUUGUCAUUUUGCUCAUGGUCCAGAUGAAUUAAAAUAUCCACAAUUUCAUCCAAAAUAUCGUACUAGAAUAUGUAUUAAUUAUGCUAAUAAUGGUCAUUGUCCAUUUGGUAGUAAUUGUUAUUUUUUACAUUUUACACCACCACCAAUCACAACAACCAUCACCAACACCACAACAGCAGCAGUAACAACUGAGAACCAUAUUAAUCAUAAUCUGAAUAGAACAGCUACGAGUUAUUGGGAUAUUGAUCAUUUUAUACAAGAUGAUAGUACUAUUAGUACUAUUAGUAGUAAUAGUAAUAGUCAUAUGGAUAUAAUGUCAUUAUGUUCAAAUUUAAGGCGAGUUACUAUUUAAAAUUUAAAAAAUUAAUUAAUAUAUUGUUUUGUUUUUCCUUGUUGCCAAGGGGUUUUUGCUUUGUUUAUCCUUUAAGGAACAUUUAUAUAUAUAUAUAUACCUUUCUAUUAUUAUUAUUAUUAUUUAAGAUGAUAAAAUUAAUAUUUAUUUAAAUAAAUUUCGUUCAUUCUGUAAUUUUCAAAUCUUUACUACUUAUUUUUUAUAUCAGUAUUAUUGUGACUACUUAUAUACAUAGACCCUCCCCCCCACACACACGUUUUGUAUUUGUUAUUCAAGUAAACAACCUUUUCCAGGGAUCAUUGUAGAUCGGAUUUCUUUUAAUCAUUAUUAUUAUUAUUACUAUGAUAUUGAUUCACAGAUCAGUAAUUGUGCUCGUUCCAGGGAUCAUGGAGAUCCGAUUUCUUUUAAUCAUUAUUAUUAUGAUAUUGAUUCACGGAUCAAUCACUAUGCUCGAUUUGAAUUGAUUUUUAAUUUCUAAUUAAUACUACCUCUAUGUUAAUGGUGUUUUAAUGGAUAGACUUAUUCAUUUAUAUUAAUAAUAAUAAUAAUAAUAACACCGGUAUAAUACUUUAUUUUUGUAUUGUUGUCAAGUCCAUCAUAAGUUCCAGGUUGCUGUUGUUGUUGUUGUUUAUCUCUUCUGUAUCUUCUUAAUGUUCCCAUUUUGUUUACUUGUGAUCUAUCCAUCUUAUUUUUUUUUAAUAAAAACACAUUUUGAUAAAGAUAUUUUUAUGUCAUAUUAUUUUUAUAAAUAAACAUUAGUCUUUUAA
Molecule: messenger RNA, 1904 nt
Organism: Schistosoma guineensis
Lineage: Eukaryota; Metazoa; Platyhelminthes; Trematoda; Strigeidida; Schistosomatidae
Source: the annotation of a GenBank genome assembly